Didymodactylos carnosus is the source of this 1869-nucleotide messenger RNA. NCBI's taxonomy places the organism in Eukaryota, Metazoa, Rotifera, Eurotatoria, Philodinida, Philodinidae. The record is from the annotation of a GenBank genome assembly.
AUGGCAACAGAAUAUGCUAGUAACCCGUCAACUGAACGUGAUCGUAACUGUCAUUUGUGUUCAUUAAAUUUCAAUCGUACACGUGCUUCGCUAUGUCAAUGUUUUCAUUGUGAUCAAAAUUUAUGCCUAGAAUGCUUUACAUUACAUAAAGAAAAAUUGUUAGAAAAAGUUUAUAAUUUACAAGAUCGUUAUAAUGAAAUUAAUGAAAUAAUAAAGGAAAAACGACAAGAGAUUGUUGAUUCAUCCACAUUUUGUAUGGACGAAGUUUUAACAUGGUUUCAAAAAUCAAUAAAUGAUCUGUUUGAAUGUCAACAACAAAUUAUCGAAAAUAUAGAACUCAUACGCGAUGAAGCACAGAUAAAACUAGUCAAAUCCAAUGAACUACUCCAACCUCUCGGUAAAGAACUCCAUUUGUUAACUCAAAAUAAUUCUUAUGAUACAGCGAAGGUCGAACAAAUAACAGCAAAAUUAGAUGAUACUUAUAAUACAUUAAAACAUUUCAGAUUAACGAAAGAAGUCAAAAUGCCGGCAAUACAAAUGUUUUUACCAAAAUAUAAAAUAUCUUUUUUAACAGAACAAAAAAAUGAUACAUCAUCAAAUGAAUUAGAAAAUUGGAAUGAAAAUACUGAAAGAAAAGAAGAAAUUUCAUUCAUCAUACCAACUACAAUGACAAAUCAAGUUGUUGAACGUAAAGACACAUUAAACAAACAAUUUGUUGAUUCUCAAAUCGAUGUAGUAGCAGAUAAUUUUUUUGAUUUACAAUGGGCUACAGAUUCCGAUUCCAAUUCCGAUAGCGAUACUGAUAUUGAACAAGACGUUGAAACAGUUCAUGAUAACGAUGAAGAAAUGGAUGAUAAUUUUUUUUUUGAUCAUCAACUUUAUCGUUUAAUAUUACCUCGCCAUUAUGAUUUUGAUAUUCGAUGUCUGACAUCAAACGGUACCAAUAUACUCUGUUAUUCACAGACAUCAAAGAAACUUAUUUAUUACGAUGACAAAACGAACAGACAACUUACGAUCGAUUGGCAUCAUAAUCAUCUCAUACAUCUGAGUUGGUUAGAAACUAUUGAAACAUAUGUAGCAUUGACACAAGAUCAUGAAAUAUAUUCGAUUGAAUCAAAUAAUAAUAAACGUUUAAAAAUUAGAUUACGUCAUCAUUUACCGAAUAGAACAGACUUAUCAUUGCCAGUAUUUAUGCGAACAGAUGAAAAAUAUAUUUAUUAUUAUUACGAAGAUCAAAGAAGAGAACGGCAUGCAAAAUAUUUACGUUUAUUAAAUUUAAAUUUUCAACAUGAACGAGUUUAUCCACUAGAUAAACGUUUAUCAGCAAAUAAACACAUUCGUCAUGGAGAUAUAGGACAAAUAGUUGGUUUAGCGGUUAAUUAUAAGCAUAUUGUUUUGCUACAACAGCAUGAAGAACAACAACAUAAUGAAGAUGAAUGGGAAGAUGUUGAUGAAGAUGAUUGUUCAACAUCAGCUAAUAAUUACUCAAAACAAGCGUCAUUAUUAAUAAACCAAUACGCGCAUAAUGAUGAAAUGCGUUUGUUAAUAUUCGAUAAGAAAAAUAUGAAUUUUUUACAGCGUCUUAUCAUUGAUGGUUACACCGAUAAAUCACCAGUUUUUCAUUACAAUAGUCCAAGUUGUUAUUUUUUGAUCGAUCAAAGACAAUUAAUUUUGAGAUUUUUUAAUAAAAAUAAUGAAAGUGGAGAGGUUAAAUUAAUUCCAAGACAAUUAGUAGUCACAGCUUCAAUCAAUGCACCUAAGACAGAUUUUUUAUGUACAUCCCUUACGCUGAUGAACGAUGGUACUUUAUUGAUUACAAAUGAUACUCCAGAUGUGAUUCAAUUAUCGAUUGGUGAAAUAGACAUCUAA